GUAAUAGGUGCAUAGGUAUUGUGUUUUUGGCGGCUUGCUUGGCCGCAGUCUUGUCCGUUGUCUGACCAGAGAAUUAGUGUAAUUCUGCAGAAACUGUAUUGUAGUUUUUUCGGAAGGACGGACGUGGCUCAUAUUUCUCUCUAAAAUGGGGCUGGAAAACAUUGGCAUGUUCCUGCAGAUUUAGUAGCGUAACGAGGACCUUAAACUUCAGACGAGCCCACAACAGCCCUGCUGUGCUGGAGAUACUGGCUGCAGAUUUCACCAGCAACGAACGGAUUUCAAGUGAUAAGGUUGAAGAUGUCUAACUGCACCCUGAACAUCACCGACACAGUUCUGCACCUGCAGACGGCCACUUCGAUUCCCACCUUCAUCCUCGGGGUCCUGGGAAACAUAUACAUCCUGGUGAUGUUCUGCCGGCGUCCCAGAGCGGACUGGACCUACAUGAACAUCUACAUCACCAACAUGGCCAUCGCCGACUGCAUUCUGCUGGUGUUCCUGCCCGUCAAGAUUCACUACUACAACAGGCCAUUGGAAGAUGAGUUAAAGGGACUGUGCAAUUGUGUUUUGUCGGUUUAUUACAUCAACAUGUACGUGAGCAUCUUCAACCUCACCGCGAUAAGUGUGGUGCGAUACGUGGCCAUCAAGUAUCCCAUGAAGUCUAGGGUUAUUUUAUCCCGUAGGAACGCUCUGGUGGUUUGCGUGCUCAUUUGGGUCACCAUUUGCUCCAUCAGCCCGGUUUACUUCGUGACGGACUCUGAUAAUGAUAAAAAAAUGUGCUUUCAGAGGGUCAAGUCAGGUUUGUCGUUGCAUUUCGUCCUGCUGUUGAUCAUCGUUGGGUUCCUCUUGCCGUUCCUGAUCAUACUGUACUGCUCCGUUAGGAUCAUUUGCACACUGAGGAAACAGUUGGACAUCGGAACCCGUUCUGAAAAGAUCCAAUGCAUGUUUAUCAUCGCGGCCAACCUAAUUGUGUUCGUCAUAUGCUUCCUCCCCGUUCACUUAGGGUACUUCGUUAAAUACGUCGUGCAAAACGAGGAGGACUACAGCUGCUCCGAUAAGAAGAUCGCGCACAACUUCUUGCACUCCGCUCUCUCCAUUUCCAGCAUGAACUGCGGAUUGGACUGCUUCAGCUAUUUUUUUGCCACUAAAACCUCCUGGAAUAUGUGCAGCACAAACCAAAGUGAAAAAAAACGUGAAUCUAUUUAUAACACAGUUGAUAGCACGCCAUCUACUUAAAGGAGUUCACUUUAACCUGUUAACGGUCACCCACCCUUUUUUGAAUAGACAUGAAAAUGCACAUUUCGAUCUUAAAUGGUUGUAAUUCAAGAAUGCUUUGGAAUAUAGACAUAUGAUUGGUCUUGUUUUAAAGAAGACAUUUGGCAGAUUUUUGUAGAAGUGAAAUAAAUUAAGAAAGUGAAACAGAAAAAAAGUUAUAGAAGUUUGAGUUUAAGGAAAUGUACAAUGUAAAAAUAUUAAUUAUUCAUAUUUUACAUAAAAUAUAUAUUUUCAAAACCUGGGCUACUCUAAAA
Molecule: messenger RNA, 1526 nt
Organism: Pimephales promelas (fathead minnow)
Lineage: Eukaryota; Metazoa; Chordata; Actinopteri; Cypriniformes; Leuciscidae
Gene: gpr35.1
Product: G protein-coupled receptor 35, tandem duplicate 1
Biological process (GO): phospholipase C-activating G protein-coupled receptor signaling pathway; positive regulation of Rho protein signal transduction
Cellular component (GO): plasma membrane
Molecular function (GO): G protein-coupled receptor activity
Source: RefSeq, a predicted model, not a curated record